ACUACGUCGCUGCCGCGCACACGCACCUGCCUCCCGCCGCAGCAGAGGAUCGUACCAGCAGAACGAUGAAGCUCGUAUGGCCAGCGGCGGUCCUUUUGACCUGUCGAAAUGCGGCCGCCUUCGUCGGUUACGCUGGGAAAGCGACGUCUAGGCCGCAUCAACAGCGGCAGCAGCAGCGGACACAUGAUACAUGUACAAGUAGUGUGCGCGGAACAAGAUGUCGACACCUCUCUUGCCCAGCGCAGCCGUGGAUGUCGAUGUCCGCGGCUGGUCGCGAGAACGACGCUGAAGCGGGAGAUGGCAGCAAUGGGACCGAGGAAGAAGCCGCCCGGAAGGAUGGCAGCAAUGCUGCCGAUGGGGCCGAUGCGGGUGCUGCUGUUGUUGAAGCCUCUGCUGCUGACGGGGCGAUAGACGACGGUGUACAAAGUGGGCAGGGUGCAGCAGCAGAGGAGGACAAGGGACCAGUAAAGAAGAAAGAGGCAGAAGGUGAGGAAGAGGACAAGGAGGGAGAUACCGUUUUCUUGCCGACAGGAGACAACAAAGACUUUCGACUGUUUCGGGCGAAGCUGAGGGCCGGGUCUGACGAGAAGUGGAAAGAGCAGCUCCGAAGAAACGUUAACGUUGGGCAGCUCGCGGGGCAGGACGCCUGGGCGCACGAGCUGAGCGCCCCCGAAAAGGGCUGCCUGAUCGUUGCCAAGAGCACCCAGUUCAGCAUGGCUCAAACGUACUUCAACGAGGCUGUGAUUUUCUUGGCGAGCUACGACGAGGCCGGGUCGGCGGGGUUCAUCCUCAACAGACCAACGUCCGUGCAGCUGGGAGACUUGGUCGAGGGCAACGCGCUGCGGCAGUUCCAAAAAACGCCCCUUUACCUAGGGGGCGACGUCGGGGAAGGAAACGUUCAGAUUUUGCACCCAUUCGGGCCGGAGAAGCUCACCGACAGCAUGGAAAUCAUCCCGGGCGUCUACAUUGGCGGUGCAGUUGACGAGGCUGACCGCAUGGUGGCAUCUGGAAGAGCCAAGGUAGACGACUUCAAGUUCAUGCUGCACCUGUGCGGCUGGGCGCCGGGGCAGCUAGAGGACGAGAUUCAAAGAGGCGUGUGGAUGCCCGUAGCGACGUCGACCAACGUGAUAUUGAAGCACUGCCUAUCGCUGCCGGUUCCGAUGUGGAGAGAGGUCAUGACCCUUAUGGGCCCCAAAUACGGCCUGCUCGCGAGAGACACGUACGACGACCUUUGAUGCUACUCCUAUUCGUUGAGACGGGAUAUUUCCUGUCGAAGGUCACUUGGCAAGACUCGGAACAAGUGUAACCACCUUUUUCGGAACCUGGGUGUGGCGGCGUUGCGGUCCGCUUUGCAUGUA
This is a messenger RNA of Ectocarpus siliculosus, 1358 nucleotides long. NCBI's taxonomy places the organism in Eukaryota, Phaeophyceae, Ectocarpales, Ectocarpaceae. The record is from the annotation of a GenBank genome assembly.